CAGUCGACCGCGCGCCUCCGUCGGGCUCACACCGAGCACGCCGUCCCACUAUCUGUGUGUAUAGAAACAUCACUCUCAGCUCACUGGUAUACAGCGUUACUUUAAUUCACGGUCGAGGUGUGACUGUCUAUCUCUCAGUACAGAGCUCGAACAAUUCUCCAUCAAUAUUUCAGUGACCGAGAUCAGGACUAGUUUCUGUGUAUUUCCUGGGCGUUUUCGUGCAAUGUAGGAAUAUGCCUUCUCACAACGGAGUUACCGUGCUUUUUUUCUUCGCGGUGCUUUGUGGCGGGUGUUCUCGCGAAAUCUCGGACGAGGAGCUGGCCCGCGACACCAAGUCACUGGGUAGAAACUUCAUCUUAGUAAGUUACAAUGAUGAAAUGGAAAAGGAGUUACGGAUCGCCUAUAGAGGUGUACUGGUGCUGGAGACCGUUGCUUUCGAGAACACCCCAAACAAAAUGCAUUUCAAACGAGUAAGUGAUGGAAAACAAAUCAUUCAGAGUGUAUAUCAAGAUGGCGUUCUAAAGGAUUGUGAUUUCGGGGACAGCGCCCAAAUGGUUCUGGAAUUUGUUAAUGAGUUCACGCUUAAAAAGCAUCUUUUCCAAAGAAACAAUCAAGGCGAUGUGUUCAGAUUUUACAACACAGUCGAAAAUGAAAAAACCCAAUAUGCAAUAAAAGGAUUCAAAAGUCGCCAGAAAUUAGGAGAAUUUAAGGAUAUGGUGAAAAUAUAUACAGAAAUUAGAAAAUGUCAUAAAUAUGUUCGACAUUUGAAACGAAUUCAGAGGAGACGAAAUCGCAAUAACCCGGAUGAUAUUGACUUCCGGAAAGCGUAUUUCGAUACGACGGAUGAUGCCGCCCUGGAUGGUACCCUGUCUACCGCACGUGGUGGUAAUUCACCGGAAGUGACGUAUUUAGAUUCUAAUGUUGUAUCGGAAAAACGUCAGAAAUUUGCUAACAAAUCUUCUUCCGGAAGUGUUUCAAAAUUCAAUUCGCGGAGAACAGCGAGAUCUGCGACGUCAUCGACCUAUUUCAGUCGCGACGACGCAGAGGCACUUCCGGAAAAUCACGAGAGACGUAAAAGAUCUUUCUUUAACAAAUACCUGAUCUUUCCGGGCACCAAGUGGUGUGGGCGUGGUCAGAUUGCCAAGAAGUACGACGAACUCGGCGAUGACCAAGAGGCAGAUGUCUGUUGUCGAGAUCACGACUGUUGCCAGGAUAUCAUCCCUUGUUUCUCCACAAAACACAAUUAUUUCAACUAUCGCUUCCACGCCAUUCUUCAUUGCGACUGUGACAGGCGGUUCCGAGGUUGUCUGAAGCAGUCCGUGUCUCCGAUGGCCAGUCUGAUUGGGAGGAUUUACUUCAACAUCAUGGGAUCCAAAUGUUUCACGGUUUCCAUGGAGGAAGUGUGUGUCCGGCGGUCCUGGUGGGGACGCUGUGAGGAAUACGGACAGCAAGAAGCGGUCAAAAUCGAGGAUCAGGAGCCUUACAAUUAUUGUGAGGGUAGAAAAUAGGCGGACAAGGCCUCUUACUGUGAAUACAAAGUGUAUGGGGAAUACGGGUCCUAGUUACAUAUAGGGGCAAGGACGUCUCGAGGUCUUUGUGGGGACAAAGUGUCAGGACCUCUUGGAAUGGAAACGAGCUCCAGUGGUCCUGACGACAUAUAGGAAAUACAGAUUAUCAUGUGGGAGAAUUAAGUGAAGGAAUACAGGGUCCUAAUGAAUAGACGACAAUAUGAGGGACCCGGGUUCAUACAAGGUGUUAAGGGGUGUUAGUUUGGAGAGGGUAGGCGCGUAUGGGGUGUUGCUCUCGGUCCGGGGAGGGUAGAUGCGUACAAGGGUCUUACUGUCUGUUCGGGAAGGGUAAGCGCGUACGGGGUGUUACUCUCGGUUCGGAGAGGGGUAUAUGCGUACGGGGUGUUACUCUCGGUUCGGAGAGGGGUAGAUGCGUACAAGGAUAUUACUGUGGGGUCCACAUAUACGGAGACAUGUAAUCUUACCGUGGUGUAAAUCCAAGUAAUAAAACACAGGGUUCCAUUGUUUGGAUGACAAGUGAGGAUGAAGCUAGUAGACAGAGUACAGGGGACGGGAGUUAGCUCUACAGUGCGGUAUAUCUGUCAUAUAGGUGAUAACGAUAUAGGAAUUAUAACCGGAUGAUGUGCAGGAUUAUAUCUAAUUACAAUGGAGACUUGGUCGACCGCUUGACUGAUUGACGGACGGACAGGAACCCGCUAUAUGUUCGCAGUAAUACUUCGGAAAUUUUGAUGGGACGACUUCAAAAUGGCAUUUGCAUGUUAAGACAUAGGCUUAUAUUUAUAUUCAUAUAGUUGUACAAAGUGUGUGGCAGUCGGCUAAACGCCAUUGUGACAUAAGACUGGUAUACCUGGGCCAACUUGUAUGAAACAUCUCAAAGUAAAGGAAAAUCUCAAGCAAUGUAUUGUCUAUGGGAAAUCUUAAGACUUAAGGAAACCUCAGGAGUCGAGAUGCUUUAUACAAGUGGGCCCUGGUUACCUGUUAUCACAGCACAAUGUGAUGAGUGUGUCACAGAUCGAUUUGUGACGUCACAGGUGUGUGGCGACAUGGUUUUUCUAGAGAGACAGAACUAAAUCCAUAUUUUAUCGAAAGAGACAUUUGAUAUUGAUUUGGAAUAUAACGAAUGUGAUUUUUCACCAGUUUCCAUUUAUAUGAUAUUUUCCAAAUGUAAAAGAUUGUAAUUUUUUUCGUGUGAAAUCAAGCAACGCAUAGAUAACAUGCCAAAAGGCUUGUGAUAUAAGAGAUCAAUUCAACUGGUUUGAUAAAAUUCAUAUAAGACGAAACCUGUAUAAGGUCCCAUACAUAUAUAUAUAUAUAAAAAAUAAGAUUAACGACCGACUGAAAAACUAGCUGCUUUCACCCUUCACA
This is a messenger RNA of Mizuhopecten yessoensis (Yesso scallop), 2894 nucleotides long. RefSeq lists its product as uncharacterized. Gene Ontology annotation, molecular function: A2-type glycerophospholipase activity. The transcript has 2 exons. The record is from RefSeq and is a predicted model, not a curated record. NCBI's taxonomy places the organism in Eukaryota, Metazoa, Mollusca, Bivalvia, Pectinida, Pectinidae. The coding region runs from base 234 to 1508 and encodes 424 amino acids. Gene Ontology annotation, biological process: phospholipid metabolic process; arachidonate secretion.